This is a messenger RNA of Rhipicephalus sanguineus (brown dog tick), 1672 nucleotides long. Its product is annotated as cytochrome P450 18a1. The transcript has 6 exons. Gene Ontology annotation, cellular component: intracellular membrane-bounded organelle; cytoplasm. The coding region runs from base 27 to 1622 and encodes 531 amino acids. Gene Ontology annotation, molecular function: heme binding; iron ion binding; oxidoreductase activity, acting on paired donors, with incorporation or reduction of molecular oxygen, reduced flavin or flavoprotein as one donor, and incorporation of one atom of oxygen. The record is from RefSeq and is a predicted model, not a curated record. Gene Ontology annotation, biological process: xenobiotic metabolic process. NCBI's taxonomy places the organism in Eukaryota, Metazoa, Arthropoda, Arachnida, Ixodida, Ixodidae.
CUGAGGCAAACACAAGCCGCCGCAUCAUGUCCCUGCUGCUCUUCUCGCCGUGGUUAGAGGUCACGGUGCCUACAUGGCUGGCCGUGUUCGUCGCUGUGCUGUUAGUCAGCCGCAGGUUCUUGACCGGAGCCGUGAGCCAGCUACCGUUGCCCCCGGGACCGUGGGGGUUGCCUCUGGUGGGCUUCCUCCCGUUCCUGGGCAAGGAGUUCCACCGCACCCUGCAGGCGCUGGCGGUCACCUACGGCCCCAUCUACCAGAUAUUCCUGGGCUCCAAGCGAGUCGUGGUCAUCAGCGACCCCAAGCUGGUGCGCCAAGCCUUCAGCCAGGCCGCAUUCUCCGGACGGCCCGACACGGAACUGACCAAACUCCUGCAGGGAUACGGUAUCAUCAACUCUGCAGGUGCCCUGUGGCGUGAGCAGCGUGCCUUCCUACACCGCGUGUUCAGGGACUUCGUGCCAAGAAACGGAAGGCCCGGCAGCGUGGCACUCGAACAGAAGAUGCAGGUUCACAUCAGCGAGUUCCUGUCGUCGCUGGGUCCGUUCGAAGGCAGCUCGCUACACGUGCGCCGGUCUCUCGCGCGCGCCGUCAGCAACAUCCUCGGCUCGUUCCUCAUGAGCGUCACGUACUCGUCGCGCGACUCCAAGUUCGAGCAGCUGCUCGCGCUCUUCGAGGAAGGAUUCCGCCUGCUCACGCUCGCCGUGCCCGUGAACUUCAUACCGGCGCUGCGCUACGUCCCCGGUUCCAACUGGGCCUACCGGCGCAUUAAGCGCAACCGGCACCAGACGGCAGACUACUUCAGGCGCAUCGCCGACGCGCACCGGUCGUCCUACGUCGAGGGCACCGUUCGCGACAUCGUGGACGCGUACCUCGCCCAGCUGCGCAGGGACAAGGCCAGAGGCAUCCAGAGGGAGGACACGUACUUCUCCGAGGAGCAGCUGGUUCAGGUCCUGAUGGACAUAUUCAGCGCCGGCCUAGAGACCGUCACCUCGACCCUAGAGUGGGCCAUUCUUUUGUUGGUGCGUCACCCGCACGUCCAGCGGCGCCUCCAGGAGGAGCUGGAUGCCCACUUGGCGUCCGAAGGCGAUAGGCCCGCCAGCAUGGCCGACCUGCCCGCUCUCCCUUACGCACAGGCCACCAUCCUCGAGGUGCUACGACGUGCCAACGUCAUAGCACUCGGAAACGCCCACGCCACAACCUGCGACGUGGAGCUGGCGGGCUUCCGUAUUCCGGCGGACACUCACGUCAUCUCCAACCUGUGGGCCAUCCACAUGGACCCUGACCUGUGGGAAGACCCCGAAGAAUUCAGACCAGAGCGCUUCCUGGUGAACGGACGGGUCCACAAGCCGGAUUACUUCAUGCCCUUCUCUGUCGGUCGACGCAUGUGCCUGGGCAACCACCUGACGCAGAGCGAGGUGUUCCUCUUCCUCAGCAACCUGCUACAGCGUUACACGCUCGAGCUGCCCGAAGGCGAGCAGCCGCCUUCCAUGGAUGGCCACGUGGCGGUGUCGCACACGCCCCGACCUUUCCGGGUCAAGAUCACGCCAAGGAACUCAACCGCCACCGAGACCAUCCCCACCAGCGUAUUUGCCAGUGCCCAACAGCUCUGCAGCGGCCUCGGUUGAGUGGAACGCUUGGACAAUCUCACCAUGGCCCACCUAGCUACCAUGUUCCU